AUGGCAAAAAAUGAUGUUUUGAUUCAUAGCCAAACAUCAUCUCUACGAGCUUUGGAGAAUCAAGUUGGACAAAUAACGAAUGCAUUGAACUCGAGAACACAAGGGACCUUUCCUAGUGAUACAGAGAAUGCAAGACCACAUGGGAAAGAACAUUAUAAAGCUAUCACCUUGAGAAGUGGUACACAAUUAGACAGAGCUGACAAGAAUGUUGUGGUUGAAGUUGCAAACUCAAUACCUGACAAUAGAAAAACUUCUGCACAACCCAAGACGAGCUCCAAAAAUGAGAAAGUUGGGGACAAAAAUGCUGAAGCAAACUCAGACAGCUCUAAUGCACAUAAUGCCCAAGCAAAAUAUGCUCUGCCACUUGAUGUUCACCCACCUCCACCAUUUCCUUUGGUGGAAGCAUUGGAACGUAUGCCCAACUAUGUUAUGUUUAUGAAAUACUUACUUUUGAAGAAGAAACGAUUGGGAGAAUUCGAAGCACUAACUGUAGGGUGCACUUUCAUGCUCACAAAUAAACUACCUCCAAAGUUAAAGGAUCCAGGGAGCUUCACAAUACUUUACUCAAUUGGUAACCAGUAUGUUUGGAAUGCUUUAUUUGAUUUAGGAGCAAGCAUAAACCUUAUGCCUUUGUUUGUAUUCAAAAAGCUAGGAAUUGGUGAAGCACGAUCUACCAUUGUGACCUUGCAAUUGGCAUAUCAGUCAUAUGCUCAUCCAGAAGGUAAAAUAGAGGAUGUCUUGUUGAAGGUAGACAAGUUCAUUUUCCACGUUGAUUUCUUUGUGUAA
Gossypium raimondii (Peruvian cotton) is the source of this 786-nucleotide messenger RNA. RefSeq lists its product as uncharacterized. Lineage: Eukaryota; Viridiplantae; Streptophyta; Magnoliopsida; Malvales; Malvaceae. The coding region runs from base 1 to 786 and encodes 261 amino acids. The transcript is spliced from 2 exons. The record is from RefSeq and is a predicted model, not a curated record.